CGUGAUUGGGCAAUCAUCCAGUUACGUCACAUCCGCCGUUAGCUAGUCUCUUGUUUAUCUUUUUAGCUAAUGGAUGAAGACAGCCUUCAACUUCUCGAAAAUGCCCACACAGAAUUUAACACCCGCAAUUUUAAAUCGGCGGAGGAUCUUUAUUCUAAGUUUAUAUCCUCUUGUUCCCGGUCCAGCAAAUGUGAAGCUGGCAAGUUGGCCGCCGCUUACAACAACCGUGGGCAGAUAAAGUACUUCCGGGUGGACUUUUAUGAAGCAAUAGAGGAUUACUCUUCUGCAAUACAAGCUGACAGUCAGUUUGAAAUUCCUUUCUACAACAGAGGUCUCAUACAUUAUAGAUUAGGGUUUUUUGAUGAUGCCAAGAGGGAUUUCCAGCAAGCCCUAAAGCUCAAUCCACAUUUUGAAGAUGCCAAAGUGAGCCUGCAGCAGACACUUCUUGACCAGCAGCAGAAGAUUAAUAGGGGAUACUAAUUUUUUCCUAAAAAUAAAUAUAUAUUUUAAUAUAUUUGGGUUUUGCUUUUCCAGAUUCUGAAUAUUUCAUAUAAAUGGAACCAUAAUGAACAAUAAUAAAUCAGAGAUCCCUA
Oryzias melastigma (Indian medaka) is the source of this 593-nucleotide messenger RNA. It is a transcript of the gene ttc32, whose product is annotated as tetratricopeptide repeat domain 32. The transcript is spliced from 3 exons. NCBI's taxonomy places the organism in Eukaryota, Metazoa, Chordata, Actinopteri, Beloniformes, Adrianichthyidae. The record is from RefSeq and is a predicted model, not a curated record. Bases 70 to 480 code for a protein of 136 amino acids. Gene Ontology annotation, molecular function: protein binding.